CAGUGCCCCACUCCCGGGCAGCUCCAUUUUUCCUUUUUUUUCAAAUUCUAUUUAAAUUUAAAUUUUAUUCGCAGGCCUCGAGGAGGGACCGGCGGCACCGCGGGGACCCUGCCCGGAACCCGAUGAGAGCAGCUCCGACCCUGUCCCCGCCGAUGUCCGGAGCUCCCGCACCCGAGACCCGCCUGUGACACGUGUGACACGCCUGUGACACGCCUGUGACACGCCUGUGACACGUGUGACACGCCUGUCCCCGCCCGCAGCCCUGCCCAGCCCGCGCCGCUUCGCCCACGCCUGGGGCCCGCUGCAAGGCAGGACAUGGACUCCAUGUUCGAGGACGACAUCAGCAUCCUGACGCAGGAGGCGCUGGGGCCGGACGAGGACUGGCUGGACAGCCCCAACACCGACCUGUCGGGGGAGAUGUGCUCGGCCUCGCACUUCGCCCUCAUCACCGCCUACGACGACAUCAAGAACCGCCUGACGGGUGGAGAGGGAGACUCCACCCUCAAGCGCCGCCUCAAGAUGUACGAGGUCAAGCACCCCCUGAUCGGUGAGUUCGGAGAGGAGCACAUCUUCUCCCUCUACGAGGCCAAGGAGAACUCGCUGCUCAAGAGCGAGAAGGCGUCGCUGCAGCAGCAGCUCAACCAGUUCCAGCACGAGCUGCAGAAGAGCAAAGAGCGGGAGGAGCAGCUGGAGGAGAUGAUCCAGGCGUACGAGAAGCUGUGCGUGGAGAAGGCGGACCUGGAGACCGAGCUGGGAGAGAUGCGGGCGCUGGUGGAGACGCACCUGAGCCGCAUCCGGAGCUUGGAGCAGCAGCUGCGGCAGCGCGACAGCGGCGCCUUCCCCGGGCUGGGCUCCCCGGACGUGCCUUUCAUGGCCCUGCACCCCAACCCCGGCCUGAGCCACGUGCUGGAGCGAGCCGCGGGCUGGCAGAGCCGCGGGCUGGAGGCCGAGCUGGAGGCGGCGCGCCAGGAGAACCAGCGCGCCCAGCACCGCGAGGAGCAGCUCAAGGCCGAGUGCGAGAGGCUGCAGCAGGAGCUGAAGCACCUGCAGGACAGCCGGGAGCAGGAGCAGUCGGAGCGGGACAUGGCCUGGGUGAAGAAGGUGGGCGAUGACCAGGUAAACCUGGCUCUGGCGUACACGGAGCUGACGGAGGAGCUGUGCCGGCUGCGGAACCUGAGCUCCCUGCAGAGCCAGAUCCUGCGGGAGCUGCUGCAGGAAAAGAGCCCCAACGGCGGCCAGCGCCACUCUCCGCUGUCCCAGUGCCACUCUCCGCUGUCCCAGUGCCACUCUCCGCUGUCCCAGUGCCACUCGCCACUGUCCCAGUGCCACUCGCCACUGUCCCAGUGCCACUCGCCACUCUCGCAGUGCCACUCGCCAGCCCAGCAGCGCCGCUCGCCCGCCCCUCAGUGCCCAUCCCCGGUUGCCCCGGGCCGCCCGCAGUGCCAAUCCCCCGCCGUCCAGCGCCGCUCUCCGGGCCCCCCGAGCCAAUCUCCAGCCCAGCAGCGCCGCUCGCCAGCCCCCGGCCCUUGCCAGUCGCCAGCCCAGCAGCGCCGCUCGCCCGUGCCCCCCAGCCAGUCGCCAGCCCAGCAGCGCCGCUCGCCAGCUCCGCCACCUCCUCCCUGCCCGUCUCCCACCUCGGCAUCCCCGCACCGCCUGCCCGGCGAGAGGAUGGAGCUGCCUUACGCCAAACCCUCCAGCCGCCACAUCAAGGCCGGCUUCCAAGGUCGCCGCAGUUACUCCGAGGUGACCAACGUGGCUCUGUACCAGCAGAGCCGCUCGCUCUGGCUGCAGCCCGAGGCCUCCACGCUGCCCAAGCACCGACCCUACGGCGAGGUUUAUUUGGGAGGGGGCGCCGGGGCUCCUCUGAGCGCUCACGAACCUUUCGAGGAGCACGUUCGCUUCGAGAAGCAAUCGUCCGAUGAGGAGGAGUGGGCGCUGCCCAGCCCGCCCAGCCCCGAGGCCGGGGCCAUUCGCUGCGCUUCGUUCUGUGCCGGAUUCCCCGUGCCCGACGGAGAUGCCCUGAACAGAACCGCGGCUGCUUAUGCCAGGGCUGAGCACGCCCAGUCCUGGCCUUCCAUCAAUCUGCUGCUGGAGACGGUGGAUUCGGAGGUGCGGAGCUGCCCCCUGUGCCAGCUCGCCUUCCCCAUCGGCUACCCGGACGAUGCGCUGGUCAAACACAUCGAUUCUCACCUGGAGAACAGCAAGAUCUGAGCCUUGCCCACCUUCCCCGACCUUUGGAUGCUGCAUGGAAAACACAGCGGGAGCGCCCGGCUCCCGGAAUACCUCCAAGUCUUCAGUAGCUACGGAAAAACUGAGCCCCCUCUCCUCUCCUCACCUCCCCAGCGCUCCCCAGAGCCCCCCGGAGCCCCCCCGAGCUCCUCGGAGCGGGUUCGCCCCCUCCUCACCCCCCAGGUUUGGAUGUUCGGGGUGCCAGGAUCGCGCUGGGUUUGUGUCCCUGGUGUCACCCGCGAGUGUCGCUGUUUGAUCUCAGGGAGGAUCCUUGGGGAGGGGGCGGUGGGGUCGGAG
Molecule: messenger RNA, 2526 nt
Organism: Catharus ustulatus (Swainson's thrush)
Lineage: Eukaryota; Metazoa; Chordata; Aves; Passeriformes; Turdidae
Gene: TBKBP1
Product: TBK1 binding protein 1
Biological process (GO): canonical NF-kappaB signal transduction
Cellular component (GO): cytoplasm
Source: RefSeq, a predicted model, not a curated record